AUGCCAUCAGAUAACAUGCUUAUUUUUCCUUCUUUACUGCUGCAUCAGUGUCUGACCUUGCUGAGGGUGGGAGACCCUCACCACUCCUUUCCACCCUCUCUCUCAGACAGCUCUGCUCAGCCUGGCCCAGGGAUGGAGUCCCUYCCUGAAGGAGUCCUUAUCCAAAUCCUGGCUUCUAUACCUGCAGUGGAUCUGAUACUGGUGUGCCGCCUGGUCUGCUGCCAGUGGAAGAACCUGGUUGAUGGAGCUGCACUKUGGAUCCUGAAGUGUCAGCAGGAAGGCCUCACCAGAGCAGAGUCAGAGGAAGAGGUAGAGAACUGGCAAAACUUCUACUUCCUGAGUAAGAAAAGGAAGAAUCUCAUAAAGAACCCAUGUGGUGAAGAAGACUUGGAGCACUGGGGAGAGAUAGAGAAUGGAGGUGAUGGCUGGAAAAYUGAAGAGCUCCCAGGGGACUUUGGAAAAGAAUUUCCUAGUGAAGAYGUCCAUAAAUACUUUGUUACGUCUUAUGAGUGGUGUCGAAAGGCUCAGGUCAUUGACCUUAGGGCUGAGGGCUACUGGGAAGAGCUGAUGGAUACAACCCAGCCUAAAAUCAUGGUAAGAGACUGGUAUGCAGGACGCAGUGAUGCUGGCUGCCUCUAUGAGCUGUGUGUGAGGCUGCUCUCUGAGAAUGAGGAUGUGCUGGCUGAGUACAAAAGUGAGACUAUCACCAUCCCAGAGGACAAUGAUGCCAGCUGGACUGAGAUCUCCCACACCUUUUCCAGCUAUGGGCCUGGGGUCCGCUUUGUCCGCUUUGAACACGGCGGUCAGGACACGCUGUUCUGGAAGGGAUGGUAUGGUGUCCGUGUCACCAACAGCAGCGUGACAGUGGAGCCAUAGCUAUGCUGAACUGGGACCUGCAUGCUGGAGCUGACUUCCCUCAGGGCAUCCCAUGGCCUCUGGAUGGUUUCUGCAUGGUGCUGCUUCUGGCUGUAGAGCAUAUGGCCUUUCUGUAUAGGAACACGCGUGCAAGAUGCCAGGAGCCAGCACCCAUCCUUGCUCAAGGGGACUGUGCAGAGAAUGUGAAUGAAUCUGUGAAUGCACUGCAAGACUCAGCCUCACCACUUGCACUGAUGUUCUCCAUCAGACAGGAGAUCACCUAUAAAUUCUGUGGAUGUCCUCUCCUAGGCCUCUAAUCCCUAGCACUCAGCCUAAGCAAGGCAUCUCUCCUGCCUACUUCCCAGACUUCAGCACUCCUUAACUUUUAGGGGAACUGCAAGUAUAUUUUCUGGAAGCUAGAGUGGGAAGAAAAGAAUAAAGAAAUCCACAGAUCCUGUGUCUCAACACAUGGUAGGGAGAUGCAGAGCCCUGUUACCAACUUCUGUGACCUGCAGUGAAAAGCUUGGUUUCUCCUGUUUAUAAACAGGUAGCAUUGUUUACCACAGAGGGGCUCUAGCUUGGCUGUCAAGUGCUAUUAGUUUAAUUUUUAGUGAUAAUGCAAAGCAAGAGGGAUUGGAUCCUCUUCUCUUACACUGUUCCCAGCAUCUGUUUAUCAAGGAAAGUGCUUGGACCAGAACCCUGUCUGGUGUCCAACCCUGGGGCUUCAUUUGGCUCCCUCACACAGAUGACAUCUGAGAGUAAUUGCUGAGGAGGAGAGAGAGAUGGCAACAACUUGGGGAAAUGGGUUAGAAAAAAUUGGGGAUAGAGUCCAGGAACAAAUGGAAACAAACUCUUCUACCCCUUCCUGGCCUCUGCAUGCUUCAUGCAACAAGCAUCCUGGUCAUCCAGUGUGACUUUUCUAGCAGGACACAGAAGGCUGUUUGCUUCCUAACACUGUCUGCAAUAAGUACACMUCUUCAUCCACCAUGUGCUUGCUGUCAAGACAGCACAUCACUCUCCCACAUGUGCCUCRAUAUCACUUAGGGCUGUAAACCCCAUCCUGAACGUGCCCCUGAGCUUCCCUGAGCCAAGACUACUGUCCCUGCCAGUUAAGGACGCACUCAGAAGAGCAUCCCCUAACAGAGCUGGUGUUACCUAGACCAGGUGCUUACAUUUUUGUCUUCCCUCCCUGGGCUSCCAUUUAAGUGCCCCCUUACAUAUGCAAUGACUGCUACUGCCUGCAGCCAAAGGAGAGAGUUUCCCACUUGGGCACUGUUCCUGCUGCUUCCUCAGGAUUCCUGCACAGCUGCACCUGGAUGCCACAGGCAGACAGGACUCCCAAACCACAGCCAYGCCAGAGUCCAGGCAGUCAUAAUAAAGUGACACAAUUGUGUGUGGAUAUUCUU
Malurus melanocephalus (red-backed fairy wren) is the source of this 2261-nucleotide messenger RNA. RefSeq names its product F-box protein 2 (gene FBXO2). Gene Ontology annotation, cellular component: cytoplasm; SCF ubiquitin ligase complex. Gene Ontology annotation, biological process: SCF-dependent proteasomal ubiquitin-dependent protein catabolic process; glycoprotein catabolic process. Lineage: Eukaryota; Metazoa; Chordata; Aves; Passeriformes; Maluridae. The transcript is spliced from 5 exons. The coding region runs from base 1 to 876 and encodes 291 amino acids. The record is from RefSeq and is a predicted model, not a curated record. Gene Ontology annotation, molecular function: ubiquitin protein ligase activity; protein binding.